Daphnia carinata is the source of this 513-nucleotide messenger RNA. RefSeq lists its product as uncharacterized. Bases 1 to 513 code for a protein of 170 amino acids. Lineage: Eukaryota; Metazoa; Arthropoda; Branchiopoda; Diplostraca; Daphniidae. The record is from RefSeq and is a predicted model, not a curated record. The transcript is spliced from 5 exons.
AUGUCAACUUACAACAGGGUAAUUGGUUUUCCUCUUUUUCAAAAUUAUGAUUGCAUUGAUUUUGCUGCCGUGGAAUCAGUUAGAAAUCGGUUUGGAAACCAAGCCAAUGACAUAGUUCAUUCGACCUUUGAAGUUGUUACCAGUUCCCGUCAGCGACUUCAGUGGUUAUACAGCGGUGGUGUUCGGUGGUUUUACUUCAUUAUUUCCGUUCAUUAUACGCCCAAAGUGUCAGAGUAUUUAUGUGAAGAUUGGACAUCCAUCAAAGCAAGGAUAAUCAUGAAAUUAAAAUUUAUACACUCAUCCUUGGAGUUAACGGGUACUUGGUGUUUUCCCGGUAAGUUUAUCAUUCAAUCGUGUUUCAUCACUGCAACCGUCCGAGACCUCAUCCAACAUCGAAGUGGUUUAGGGUGGAGUAUUUCAUCAGACUCGCGUCAACAGGAAAUUUCUAUGCAGUGGGUAUACAAUGAUUCCAGUUUUUCCUCCUUGAGGUAUCGAAUUUGCUUGGGCAUUUAA